AGCAACUUUUCUUUACAAAACGUGAAAUAGAAUCAUAUACACUCCAUUUCUAUUUGACUAAGUGGGGUGGUCAAUCAUGAAAGGGGUCAUCUUCACUUGGGCUGUGUUUCUGCUCUUGUCUAGUCAUGUUCUACCUAGCCAAGCCAUGAUGCAUCGCUAUACAUUUAUAAUAAAAGAAGCUCCAUAUACACGACUUUGCAGCACUAAGAACAUUUUAACAGUAAAUGGCCUAUUUCCAGGACCAACUGUUCACAUCCGUGAAGGGGAUACCACCGUCAUCCGCGUCCAUAACAAAGGGACCCAAAACAUCACCAUUCAUUGGCAUGGAGUGAAACAGCCGAUGUAUCCAUGGUCAGAUGGUCCCGCGUACAUAACUCAGUGCCCCAUCAUGCCUGGAAAAUCCUUUAGCCAAAAGAUUAGGCUUUCCGAUGAGAUUGGAACUUUGUGGUGGCAUGCUCAUAGUGACUGGUCUCGAGCAACAGUUCAUGGUGCGAUCCGUGUUUACCCCAAGAGAGGCGAUACAUAUCCAUUUCCUAGGCCUUAUGCAGAAGUGCCCAUCACCUUUGGAGAAUGGUGGAAGAGUGAUGUACAAGCGGUUCUUUCCGAAUUCCGAAGUAGUGGAGGAGUCCCAAACAAUUCUGAUGCUUUCUUGAUAAAUGGUCAGCCUGGUGAUCGGUAUCCAUGCUCAAAACCAGACACAUUUAGGCUGGCAGUGGAAUAUGGCAAAACUUACAUGCUCCGAAUGGUCAAUGCCGCCAUGAACAGCAUCCUAUUCUUUUCCAUAGCAAAUCAUACAAUCACUGUUGUCGGAUCAGAUGGCAGCUACACGAAGCCACUGAAAACAGACUACGUUGCUAUAUCCCCCGGCCAAACCAUUGACUGCUUGCUAGAAGCCGAUCAAAAACCUGAUCACUAUUACAUGGCCGCUAAGGCUUAUAACAGUGCCGCUCAGGUUGGAACCGACAACACGACCACCACAGCUAUCAUAGAAUACAUAGGAAAUUAUACUCCGUCUUCGCCACCAGUCUUCCCAAACCUUCCAGUGUCUAAUGAUAUAAAAGCAUCAACUAAUUUCACGUGGAGCCUAAGAAGCUUAGCAAGAAAAGUUGAUGUUCCAACACACGUGGACACUAAGCUUUACUUUACACUAUCUGUGAAUUUACGCCCUUGUGAGGCAAACAACACUUGUGCUGGACCUCAAGGGCAGCGAUUUGCAACGAGCAUAAACAACAUAAGUUUUGUGCAACCUCAGAUUGAUAUACUCCAAGCUUACUAUUAUAGCCUAAGAGGAGUCUUUAGAAAAAAUUUUCCCAGAUUUCCACCUUUCGUAUUCAAUUUCACCGCAGAUAGUCUUCCGGCGACGUUGCAAGAUCCAACUCGGGAUACUAGAGUUAGAGUUCUUGAAUAUAAUAAGAGUGUGGAGCUUGUGUUCCAGGGAACAAAUUUGGUUGCUGGAAUAGAUCAUCCCAUGCAUUUACAUGGACAUAGUUUCUAUGUAGUUGGUGCAGGUAUUGGAAACUAUGACAAGGAAAAAGACCCUUUAAAGUAUAAUCUUGUCGACCCUCCUCUGAUGAACACAAUUGCUGUUCCUAAAAAUGGUUGGACCGCCAUUAGAUUCAAGGCAAAUAACCCUGGAGUCUGGCUGUUGCACUGCCACCUUGAGCGUCAUCUAACCUGGGGAAUGGAUAUGGCCUUCCUUACCAAAAAUGGCAAGCUUCCAGGACAACAAUUGCUUCCUCCACCUCCAGACGUGCCACCAUGUUAAUACUCUUGGGCCAAUUGCAAGAUUAAUGAUAUACUCCCUUUGAUGCAAUGUACUUCAUUUAUUUGCUAGCAACCAAGAGUAAAAACCUUGCAUUGUUACGCUUUCUUUCUUGGCUAAUAUGAAUAUUGUAGCGUUGAAGUUAUUGGUCAACACAAAAUAAGUUGAGAAACAUUGACAUGUGAUAUUUUCUUUUCUUGCUCUUAUACUUUCUUUUUUGGAAAUGAUAUUAUUGUAUAUGAAAGCAA
This is a messenger RNA of Coffea eugenioides, 2010 nucleotides long. Its product is annotated as laccase-14-like. Gene Ontology annotation, cellular component: apoplast. The transcript is spliced from 6 exons. The record is from RefSeq and is a predicted model, not a curated record. NCBI's taxonomy places the organism in Eukaryota, Viridiplantae, Streptophyta, Magnoliopsida, Gentianales, Rubiaceae. Bases 77 to 1765 code for a protein of 562 amino acids. Gene Ontology annotation, molecular function: hydroquinone:oxygen oxidoreductase activity; copper ion binding. Gene Ontology annotation, biological process: lignin catabolic process.